Molecule: messenger RNA, 7368 nt
Organism: Fonsecaea erecta
Lineage: Eukaryota; Fungi; Ascomycota; Eurotiomycetes; Chaetothyriales; Herpotrichiellaceae
Exons: 3
Coding region: 1-7368 (2455 amino acids)
Biological process (GO): fungal-type cell wall (1->3)-alpha-glucan biosynthetic process
Cellular component (GO): fungal-type cell wall
Molecular function (GO): alpha-1,3-glucan synthase activity
Source: RefSeq, a predicted model, not a curated record
AUGUUUCUUCAUACCUUCGCUUGGGCCACUUUUCUCUUUUUGUCGAGUUGCAGGGCACUCAGAUAUGAUCCAGCUUUCGUUCAAUAUAAUCUUAACCAGAACCAAACAGCAGAGAAUCCGCUCGACUACUGGGGGGAAUGGACAGACCAUCAGUACCACCCCUCGCCAUCGAAUUGGCGGUUUCCCUUCUAUACCCUCUUUCUCGACAGAUUCGUCAAUGGCGACCCAAGCAACGAUAAUAUCAACGGAACAGCAUAUGAACACGACCCGAACUCCAACCAGAUGCGCCAUGGAGGCGAUCUCCAAGGCCUGGUUGACACGCUGGACUACCUCCAUGGCAUGGGAGUCAAGGGAUUGUAUAUUGCCGGCUCUCCCUUCAUAAACACACCCUGGGGUUACGAUCAAUACUCCCCGCUCGACCUCUCCGUCCUGGACCAACAUUUCGGCACUAUCGACAUGUGGCGGGCUGCUAUACAAGAGAUCCACGCUCGCGGUAUGUACGUCAUCCUGGACAAUACAUUCGCUACGCUGGGGGACCUCAUCGGAUUUGAGGGCUACCUCAAUACCACGACACCUUUCACGCUCGAGGAGCAUCAAGUGCAGUGGAAAUCAGACCGCCAGUAUCAUGAUUUCCACUUCGGAAAUAAUUACAAUAAGACAUGCCAAUAUCCAAAAUUCUGGCUGGAGACGGGAUUCCCUGUUGGUGAAGACGUGACAAGCCAAAUGAUCGGCUGCUAUGACAGCGAGUUUGACCAAUAUGGCGACACCGAGGCCUUUGGUGUCUUCCCCGACUGGCGUCGUGAACUGUCAAAAUUCGCUUCCGUCCAAGAUCGUCUGCGUGAGUGGCACGAGCCUGUCCGCCAGAAGCUCGAGAACUUCUAUUGUAUGAUGAUUGCGCAGCUUGACAUUGACGGAUACCGAUAUGAUAAGGCCACACAGUCCACGGUUGACGCCAUGGGCUCUAUGAAUGAUGCCAUGCGCCGGUGCGCGCGACGGUUCGGCAAAGAGAAUUUCUUCACCCCUGGUGAGAUUACCGGCGGAAACGUCUUCGGGUCGAUCUUCCUGGGCCGUGGGAGACAGCCUGACAUGAUCCCCGAGAACUUGACCAUGGCGGCUACAAUGACCAACAACUCUGCAGACAAAUAUUUUUUGAGAGACCCCGAACACGGUGCCCUCGAUGCUGCCGCCUUCCAUUACACAGUCUAUCGCACUCUGACACGAUUCUUGGGCAUGGACGGUAACCUGGAGGCUGGUUAUGAUGCUCCCCGUAACUUCGUGGACAUGUGGAAUACCUUUCUGCUCACGAAUGACUUUGUCAACCCGAAUACUGGGAAGGUUGACCCCCGGCACAUGUACGGAGUUACAAAUCAGGAUGUCUUUCGAUGGCCAGCAAUCACCGACGGGAUCCAUCGCCAGCUGUUGGGCCAUUUCAUCACCACGAUCCACAUGCCCGGUGCUCCGCUGCUGCUAUGGGGCGAAGAGCAGGCAUUCUAUGUACUCGAUAAUACGGCGUCAAAUUACAUCUUCGGUCGGCAAGCAAUGUCUUCAGCAACUGCCUGGCAGACUCAUGGUUGCUACAGUCUCGAUUCGACGCAAUUCUUCAGAAUGCCCCUGAACGCAUCGCGUCAUGGCUGCCAGGAUGAGACAGUUAGCUACGAUCACAGAGACCCGUCGCACCCUGUACGCAACAUAAUUCACCACAUGAAUCAACUACGAGAACAAUUCCCGGUUCUGCAGGAUGGGUUUUUCCUGCAACAGUUGUCCAACCAGACCCAACAAAUCCAGUACCCUGGUUCCGGUAAUGUGACAACCGAGACCGGCAUGUGGUCAGUGAUGCGUUCCGCGUUUCCUGGAAUACAAGAUCUUGGUGACACUGGCGCCGGCAACCUCCCCGUCUGGCUACUCUACUCGAAUGCGAACGCAUCGACCACGUAUACAUUCGACUGCAACAACAAUGAUACAGAUCUGAAUACUACCAGUUUGAUCGCUCCAUACGAUGCCGGCACGAUCGUCAAAAAUCUGUUCUAUCCUUACGAUGAGCAGACCCUUGCGGGCAGCGUUCAUCACUUGGGAAUCAACGGCUCAACCAAUCCGAACGGCUGUCUGAGUAGCCUACAGAUGGCCGCUUACGACUUUAGAGCCUACGUUCCGGUGGAUCAAUGGGUAGGCCCGAAACCGAUGAUCACGAAGUUUGUCCCUGGCCACGACGUGCGCAUCGAGUCUAAGGUUGGCGCAAAUGGCACCGAGUCCGUCAACAUCGAGCUUCAUUUCUCGGUGGAAAUGGACUGCGAAAGCGUGACCAACGGCAUCACGUUCAAUUCCACCACUGAACUGGGAACAACUCCCACCAUCGACCAAGACAGUGUUCAAUGUACCAAUCUUGCAGAACCUCAAGCUCCUCCAUAUGUCGGCGCAAUUGCAUCAACCUGGUCCUGGUCUGCCACCCUGAACAAUGUGGCUAAUGGCGUCCACGCAAUUUCUGUCCGAAAUGUUUCGUCUCAGGCAGGAGAGCCUACGGACGCUGUUGAUCGUUUCUUGUUCCGUAUCGGACAGAGAGAUAAUCCAAUCGUGUUCACCAGGACAGCAAACUACUCGUCCAGUCUUCUCAGCAAGAGCGAGAACGGCUCCCUGAUCAUUUCGCAUACGGCAGCUGGGGCAGACAAAUGGCGAUACUCAACAAACUGGGGUUCGUCUUUCUCAGACUGGAUGCCUUACACGGGAGGGAAAACCCAGAUCGAAAAGCAGGCGUGGACUGGAACCAAAUUACAGUCCUGGAAAGGUACGCAUGUCCGUGUGGAGUAUUUCAGUCGUCUUGCCGGCAGUAGCGACCACAUCCAACAGGGCGAUGUCGGCUUCAGCACUCCCCGGAGGUUUCCUCAUCUUUUCUUGAAUGGGCCGUACAACCAAUAUGGAUUUGACGCUGGUCUCGAAAACGAAAUGAAGCUCGAGGGCAAUUCAACAUGGACCCAUCAUUUCAUGACUGAAUGGAGUCUGAAGGGUGCGCUUGCCCAAAUCAAUGUCUGGGGUCUCAACCCAGAUGGAAAACCUGAUCAGACAAUUGUAAUGGGAGAUGCCGACGGAGACUCGGUGCUUGAUCGUCUACCUCCCUCAUCGCUCGCUGCGGUUGUUCUAAACAUCACUCAGCCACCUCCAAAGCCACAUCUCGGAUGGAGAAUUGUCAUCGACGAUGGCAGUCUGCAUUUCAAAUUGCUGCCCUCCGGCAAUAUGUGGACUCAACUUAUCCUCUACGUGCUCCUCUGGGUCGUCCCAGUCAUCACCGCGGCAUUUGGCGUAUGGUCAUUUAUGCAAUCUUUUUACCAAAUCAAGUUCAACGAGGUUGGCAUAUCAGAGAAGACUGGGUUAAUUCCAACGAUCUUCAAGAGACAGUUCAAAAAACUAGUCGAUGAGGAAGCAUCCCCAGGCAUCCUGACAAAAUUCUCCCGCAAACCAAAGUUCCUACAGCCGUCGGACACUGUCAUCGACCAGCAAAAACGACGCACGGUUCUGAUCGCCACCAUGGAGUACGAUAUCGAGGAUUGGGGUAUCAAAAUCAAGAUUGGGGGCCUCGGUGUCAUGGCACAGCUGAUGGGGAAGAACCUUGGCCAUCAAGAUUUGAUCUGGGUUGUGCCCUGUGUUGGAGGUGUCGACUAUCCGGAAGGCGAGAAAGCGGACCCGAUGACAGUGACAGUCCUUGGCAAGCCAUAUGAAGUCCAGGUCCAGUAUCAUGUUCUGCGCAACAUUACCUACGUGCUGCUCGACGCACCAGUCUUCAGGCAGCAAACCAAGUCUGAGCCUUAUCCGCCCCGAAUGGACGACCUUUCUUCGGCUAUUUACUAUUCGGCGUGGAAUCAAUGCAUUGCCCAAGCCCUCAAUCGCUUUCCUGUGGACCUCUAUCACAUCAAUGAUUACCACGGCUCGGUCGCUCCACUCUACCUCCUCCCGAGGACAAUCCCUGCUUGCUUGUCCCUGCACAAUGCCGAAUUUCAGGGACUGUGGCCAAUGCGAACAAAGCAGGAACGGGACGAGGUGUGCUCUGUCUUCAAUCUGUCUUCUGAGCUGGUACAGCGGUACGUCCAAUUUGGUGAGGUCUUCAACCUUCUCCAUGCCGGAGCCUCGUAUUUGAGACUGCAUCAGCAAGGAUUCGGAGCGGUGGGCGUGUCCAAGAAAUAUGGAAAGCGGUCAUAUGCCCGAUACCCCAUAUUCUGGGGACUCAAGAAGGUCGGCAAGCUCCCCAAUCCCGAUCCUUCUGAUACUGGCGAGUGGGAUAAAAAGCUUCCCAACGAAGCUGAUAUCCAAGUUGACCCGGAGUUUGAAGCCGCGCGACCUGAAUUAAAGCGUCAAGCUCAGGAAUGGGCUGGCUUGGAGCAGAAUCCAAAUGCCGAGCUGUUCGUUUUUGUCGGACGCUGGUCGAUGCAAAAGGGUGUUGACCUAAUCGCAGACGUGUUCCCGUCAAUCUUGGAGUCGAACCCAAAUGUCCAGCUCAUCACGAUUGGGCCUGUCAUCGACCUACAUGGGAAAUUUGCGGCACUCAAAUUGGAUCGAAUGAUGAAGUUGUAUCCUGGCAGAGUCUUUUCCAAGCCUGUCUUCACAGCUCUACCUCCAUUCAUCUUCUCCGGGGCCGAAUUUGCGCUUAUUCCUUCGAGAGACGAACCCUUUGGGCUUGUCGCUGUCGAAUUCGGUCGAAAAGGUGCCUUGGGAGUAGGAGCCAGAGUUGGAGGAUUGGGUCAAAUGCCUGGUUGGUGGUACACCGUCGAGUCUACUACAACUGCGCAUCUGCUUCAUCAGUUCAAGCAAGCCAUCCACGAAGCCCUGAGCUCGAAGACGGAGAUUCGGGCCCUGAUGAGGGCUCGAUCGGCCAAGCAGAGAUUUCCAGUUGCACAAUGGGUCGAAGACCUCGAGAUUCUGCAAUCUACGGCUAUUCGUAUCCACAACAAGGUCGAAGCUACACGGCGUCACACCGCUGCAGCAGAUCUUUUAGGAUCAAGCGUAUGGAACACGCCUGGCGGAUCGGGUGCAGUCACACCGGCUGUUUUCCAGACUCCAACAUUUGGCCAUUCGCGGUUGACAAGCUACGCAGCCUUGCAUUCUCUCACUACUCGUCUCAAGAAUCUAGGCCACAGUCGAGAACAAAGCCAGGACAUCCCAUCUGAGCGUCCCACUUCCAGCCAGUCACGGGCGGCUUCAGGCCUGUCGCGCUCAGCCUCUCUUGGAUCACGUAGAGGUCCUGGUCAUGUCGACACCCAGGAUGAGCAUGAGGGAAUAGAGUCCCCUCCAACCCUUCCACCGGUACCCGAUGUUGAAGGAGACGACACUGGACUGGGAAUAGCCGGCAUUCAAAACCCUAAUGAGAAUCUGGACGAGGACGACGAAGAAGACCUGGAUAGCGAAUUCGACGACGACGAUGGAGAAGGUAUCACAAUGCCUGUUCAUACUAGCGGGCGGUAUCAGCGGCUGGCUGUGAAUGACGAUUCUCCCUACAUUCCACAAUCAAGUCAUACCCGCCGGUCAAGCAGAACUACGGGACUGGAGCUCGGGCCCCUUCCAGCAAAUUCAAGUCACAAUACUCACUCGCCUGAGCAAGGCUCACCCAGACCGGAAUCAGGGCUUCUCAUUCCACCACCCGCUUUCUCGGACCACAACCGCGUCUCGAGUACCAACUCAUUGCUCUCCAUGAACACUAUAGUCGGAGAAAAGACCGACUUCCAACUGCAGAAGGUUGAUCCAUUCUUCACGGACAGCAAUGGCGAGUUUGCAAAAGCUUUCGAAAAGAAACUCGAAGAUCUCAAGGGCAGCAAUUCGGAGUCUGCGACGUGCAUUGAAGAAUUCCUGAUCAAGUCGGAGAAGCAGUGGUUCGACACUUUCCGCAAUGUUAAACUCGGAAGGCAUACUGCUGCUCCCUCUGGUCGCACAAGCUUUCACACUAAUCGUGAGUCUCGCCCAACUUCAGCCGCCCCUUCUAUCUAUGGAGGCAACACCGACGUCGACUCUCAACCCGAUCCAAACAAUCUUGCGGAAGAGUUUUUGUUGGGAAAGGACUACAAGCCGCCCACCGGCUUGCGGAAAUGGAUGCAAUUACGUAUUGGAGAUUGGCCCGUAUAUGCCUUCUUCAUGGGCUUUGGACAAAUCAUCGCGGCCAACUCUUACCAGAUCACUCUUUUGACUGGAGAGGUUGGUCAGACUGCAGAGAAGCUCUAUGCUGUGGCCUCCAUCUAUCUCGCCACGUCGAUCUGCUGGUGGCUCCUUUUCCGGCGUUUCCAGUCCAGGCUCUGUCUGUCUUUGCCAUUCUUCUUUUACGGUCUGGCAUUCCUUCUCAUUGGAACGGCCCAUUAUGGCUCUACAAUCAGCGGCCGCGGAUGGAUCCAGAAUGUGGGAACCGGCAUGUACGCGGUGGCUUCGUCGUCGGGCUCCAUCUUCUUUGCUCUUAACUUUGGUGACGAAGGUGGUGCCCAGGUCAAAGCGUGGGUGUUCCGUGCCUGCGUGAUUCAAGGUACACAGCAAAUCUACGUCGUGGCCUUGUGGUACUGGGGUGCAUAUCUCAACCGACGGACGUCCGACGCGCUCGUCAGCACUCCCGAUCCCAUUUCCUCGACCUGGAAAAUCACAGCUAUCACGGUCCCGCUCGCCGCUCUCCUGUGGUGCAUCGGGCUGCUGAUGUGGUUCGGUCUGCCCAACUACUACCGACAAGCUCCCGGCAAAAUGCCGAGCUUCUACAGGAGCUUGCUGCGCCGCAAGAUUGUUCUCUGGUUCUUCGUCACCGUCCUCAUCCAGAACUUCUUCCUCUCCGCCCCCUAUGGCCGGAACUGGUCGUUCCUCUGGAGCAGUUCGCACGCCAAGACGUGGCAGAUUCUCCUGCUCGUCGUCCUGUUCUUCAUUGGUGUCUGGGCGGGCCUUUUGUGGUUGUUCGGUGUGCUGUCCAAGUCGCACAGCUGGAUCCUGCCGCUCUUCGCCAUCGGUCUUGGAGCCCCCCGCUGGGCCCAGAUCUGGUGGGGGACCAGCAACAUCGGCCUCUACCUGCCCUGGGCGGGUGGCUACACGGCGUCGGCCCUUAUCUCCCGCGCACUGUGGCUGUGGCUGGGCACCCUCGAUGCCAUCCAAGGCGUGGGCUUGGGCAUGAUCCUCUUGGCCACGCUGACGCGGGUGCACGUCGCGUUCACCCUCGUGACGGCACAAGUGCUUGGCUCGGUCGCGACGAUCGUCGCCCGAGCCGUCGCACCCAACAAGAUUGGACCCGGCCCGAUCAGCCCGGACGUCAGUGGCGGAGUGGGCCCCAUCUGGCAGGCUUGGUUCUGGAUCGGCUUGGUUGCCAACCUGAGCAUCUGCGUCGGAUAUUUCAAGUUCUACCGCAAGGAACAAUUGAGCAAGCCAUGA